AUGGCUCAACAAGGAUACGCAGUAGUCGAUGUAGACGAAGAGCCCUCUGGGUCUCGAGGGCCCGGGCUAGAGUUCCAAUGCCCAUUCUGGACCCUCACUACCCUCAUCCUUAUUCUCUACACCACGUCGACUUUGACCAAAUCAAUUGCGCAAUAUCUCAACUCUGAUCCUGCCAGCUCCAGUCUCCCUUUGCUUUCCACUGCUACGUCAACUGUGUACUUAUAUGGCCUGCUUGUCCCAUCUCUUUUAUGGGGAGCUACAAAAUGGCUUGGGCUAGGCGAAUGGGGGAUUGCCGAGGUCCUGGGGGUCUAUGGUUAUUCCAUGGGAGUGUUCAUCCCCAUCAGUCUACUCUGUCUGAUCCCGGUUGGUAUUGUAAGAUGGGUUCUAAUCAUCCUGGGAGGCAUAAGCUCAGGCUACUUUCUUGUGCGCAACAUAUAUCCAGUCCUUGCAUCAGCAGAGAACAAGUUUGCACAGCUUCUCAUUGGUGCUGUAGUGACACUUCAUGGAAUCAUAGUCAUUGCCAUGAAAGUCAUAUUUUUCUCCAAUUCUGUUGUUGGUCCUGAUCCCAUUAAUGAUCAAUUACCUUGA
This is a messenger RNA of Cryptococcus wingfieldii CBS 7118, 588 nucleotides long. RefSeq lists its product as hypothetical. Gene Ontology annotation, biological process: vesicle-mediated transport. The record is from RefSeq and is a predicted model, not a curated record. Gene Ontology annotation, cellular component: Golgi apparatus. The coding region runs from base 1 to 588 and encodes 195 amino acids. The transcript is spliced from 6 exons. NCBI's taxonomy places the organism in Eukaryota, Fungi, Basidiomycota, Tremellomycetes, Tremellales, Cryptococcaceae. Gene Ontology annotation, molecular function: small GTPase binding.